This is a messenger RNA of Aspergillus mulundensis, 906 nucleotides long. RefSeq names its product Nucleoside-diphosphate-sugar epimerase family protein. The record is from RefSeq and is a predicted model, not a curated record. The transcript has a single exon. The coding region runs from base 1 to 906 and encodes 301 amino acids. Lineage: Eukaryota; Fungi; Ascomycota; Eurotiomycetes; Eurotiales; Aspergillaceae.
AUGUCCGCGUCCGCCGUCCUCAUCACCGGCGCCACCGGCAAACAGGGGGGCUCUCUGAUCCGCAGCCUCGUCAACCGCAGCGCCCCCUUUGAGAUCCUCGCGGUGACCAGAAACCCUUCUUCGGCCUCCGCCCAGAAGCUCGCGAGUCUCUCGUCGCGCAUCAAGCUCGUCCAAGGCGACCUGGAUAAUCCGAGCAGCAUCUUCCGAAAUGCCCAGCAGUUGACCAACACACCCAUCUGGGGCGUCUACAGUGUGCAGGCCGCAAUCAACAACGCCGCCGAAGAGCCGCAGGGCAAGGCGCUGAUCGACGAAGCGCUCCGGCAAAACGUCAAGUUCUUCGUGUACAGCUCCGUCGACCGCGGCGGCGAAACCCGCUCGUUCAACAGCCCGACCACCAUCCCCCAUUUCGUCAAGAAACAUAACAUCGAGCACCACCUUGUCGAACGCAGUAAAGACACGAACAUGGACUGGGUGAUUCUGCGCCCGACGGCGUUCUAUGAGAAUCUCACCCCCGAUUUCUUCGGCAAGGUCUUCGCGACGUGCUUUAAGAUGGCGCUGCAGGGGAAGCCGCUGCAGCUUGUUGCGACCAGUGACAUUGGCUUCUUUGGUGCUGAUGCGUUCAUGAAGCCGGAGGAGUACAAGGGGCGUGCGAUUUCGCUGGCGGGUGACGAGCUGACGUUUGAUGGGAUGCAGGCCGUGUUUGAGCAGAAGAUGGGGCGGCCGCUGCCGUUGACGUUCCGGCCGGUGUGCUCGCUGUUCAUGGCCAUGAUGAAGGACAUGGGGUACAUGUUCAAGUGGUUCCGGGAGGAAGGGUACGGCGCGAAUAUUGAGCAGUUGAAGAAGGUCAAUCCCGAGAUGAAGACUUUUGCGACGUGGUUGGAGAAGGAGAGUGCGUUUCGGAAGUAG